AUGAUCAAGCACAACAUAAAGGGGCUAUACUGUUUCAUUGACGAUAUACGGAACUGCAAGUGCAGGGAGGAAGAGGAGAAGAAAGUGUUGCAAGAGAUUAUAAAGAUAAAAAAGAAAUUUAAUGAAAAGAAUAUAACAAAUUAUAAGAGGAAGAAGUAUAUAUGGAAAUUAAUAUACUGUCAUAUAUUAGGGUAUGGGAUAUCGUUAUCCUAUUUGGACAUAAUAAAAUUGAUAAGUAGUAACAACUUUAGUGAUAAGUAUUGUGGUUACACAGCUUUAUCAUUACUAAUAAAUGAAAAUAAUGAAAUGUUAAAUAUGAUGGUAAGUACUGUAAAGUUAGAUAUAAAAAAUAAUGAUGAGAAAGUAAAUUUCUUAGCUUUACAUUUUGCUAGUCAAAAAAUUAAUGGGCUUAUAGUAGAAAAUUUAUAUGAUGAUAUAUUCCAUAUAGUAACAUCGAAUUAUAUAUAUAAACCAAAUAUUAGGAAGAAAGCUUUUCUCUGUUUAGCUAAUAUAUAUAAAAAGAGGCAUGACUUACUACUUGAUAGUAAAAAUGAUUUGGAAAUUUUUAAAUUUUUAGAUCAAAAUUUAAACGAAAUAAAUAUGUUCAAUGUAUUUGCAUAUCUAAAUUUAAUAUAUGUAAUUAUAUUAGUUUUUCAAAAAUAUGAAUCUUUAUAUUAUUAUAGAAAAAAAGAAGAAAAGAAAAAAAGUAUGAAUGAUGAAAGUGAUGACUUAUUUAAUAAAGAUGAUUUAAAAAUAGAAAGUAAUAAUUCAAGUAAUUCAAGUAGUAAACGGUUUUCAUUAAAUAUUAAAGAUGAUUUAAAAAAAAAAUAUAAAUCAACGUCAUUACUAAAUGAGCAAAAUUUUGUAUAUAAUGAUUUAAAAAAAGUGGACAAAAUUUUAGAAAUCGAAUCUGAGUGUUCAUUUAAUUAUGAAGAAGUUAAUUAUUAUGAAAUAAAAAAAUAUAUCAACAAAUACAUUCAUUACAUUUUAAAUGUAUUGUAUUUAAUACUUGAUGAUAAUUUAAAAAUUGAUGAGGGAUUUUAUUAUAGUCAAUUUAGAUAUCCAUUUUUACUAAUAAAAUGUCUACAAAUGAUACAGUUGUAUGACAUUCAUAACUUAUCCCAAACAACUAUAAACAAUAUUAACGAUAUAUUAUACAAAAUUAUUAGUAAGCCGUAUAAAAAGUUGCAGGGAAAAAUUAACGAUGAUUUUAAUGUGCACUUGAGGAAACAGAACAGUAGCAGUAUUAACUACAAUGUGAGUGGGAGUAAGAAUAUAUUUAGAAAAAGUUUUACAAAAAAUAAUUUUUAUUUAAAUAAUAAAAAAGGAAAAGAAGAAUUUAGAAAUGAAAAAAGUGCUAUAUAUAUAGAAUAUGGAAUUAUAUAUGAAUGUUCAAAUUUAUAUAAUUUCUUGGAUGACAAAAUAGAGGAUAGAAAUAGAGAUAUUAUUAUAUGUUUAAUAACAACUUCAUUUGAUACAAAGAAAUCUAAUAUUAAUUAUGUAAUUCUAAAUAGUUUAUCAAAAUUAAAAAUGAAUCUAAAAAUUUAUAAAAUGCUUGAAGCACAUGUUAUGCAUUUAGUAAAUCUACUAAACAAUGAUGAUAUAACUAUAAAGCUACAAACAUUUAAUAUUCUUUUUAAUAUGUGUAAUCAUAACAAUUGGAAAUUGUUAAUUAAUGUUUUUCUUCAUCAUUUACCUUAUAUCGAUCCCUAUAUACAAAACGAAAUAAUAAUAAAAAUAUCCAUACUUGCAGAAAAUUUCUCGCCUGAUCUUACGUGGUAUUUCGAUGUGAUAUAUAAGAUGAUCGAGAUUACACAUAAGUAUAUUUUUCAGGAGGUAUGGUUCCGUUUGGUUCAAAUUAUUACAGGUUUUGUCCAAAAUGAAAAAAACUUUAAAUCCUUCAAGCGAGAAAUUUCCGGUGAUAGUAGCAGUUGUGCAGCUAAUAGUAGCGGAAACAACAAAAGCGGAAAUAACAAAAGCGGUAACAGUAACAGUAACAGUAUCAGUAAUAACAAUAAUAAUAUUAAUAGUAAUAUUAACGAUAUUAAUGGCACUAGCGGCAGUAAUAGCAAUAUAGGUAGUAGCCCGAGUAGUGGUAAGAAUAAAGGAGAGCAAAAGGUACAGAUAUAUGCAGCUAUGAAAUGCUAUAAAUAUCUGUCCGAUAAUUUUAUAAAAAUAGAAUUGCUUAUUCAUUUAUGUUCAUAUAUUAUUGGUUCAUUUGGAUAUUUGAUUAAAGACAAAAUACCCAUGAAGGAUCAGCUAAAAAUUUUAGAAAAAUAUUUCGCUUUCGGCUCUUCCCAUACCAAAUGUGUAAUAUUAAUGGCAAUGAUGAAAAUGGUCUUUUAUGAUAAUACACUUAUGCUCAAUAUUAAAAAAAUACUCAAUAGUUGCAUUAACCAUCCAGAUUUGGAAUUACAAACUAGGGCUUGUGAAUUCUUAAAUUUAUGCAACCUCAACAAUGUUAGCAUGUUUAACUAUUUGCUCAAAAAUAUGCCACUCUAUAACGUGAAAAAAGUGCACGAGAAUUUUCUGAUUAAGCGCCUUCUAGAGAAGAACAAGCACACAGUCAUUGACUUCAACGAGAAAGAGAAUUUUCUCAAAUUUGAAAAGCAGCAUCGCGAUAGAAACAACAGAGCAUGGAAAUACGAGAAAAAUUAUAAGGAUAAUGAGGAAGAUGACAAUGAUAAUGAGAGUGCAAGUGAUGAUUAUUCAAAUAAUAAAUUUUCGUAUGAUUCAUCAGAAGAGAAUUAUAAUAAGAAAAAAGUACGUAAGGGAUCAAAUGCUUCUUCGUAUAACUCUAAAAAAUCAUCCAGUAUCUCUAGUCAUAAUUCUAAAUAUUCGAGCGAAAAUACAGAUGAUAAUGAAAAAUUAUUUAAAAUUUUGUGUUUACAAAAAGCGAAUAAUAUUAAUGAUUUAUGGUUUAAUGCAUGCUUGUUAGAUAAAUCUUUAUUUUUUAAAAAUAACAUCAUAUCAAUUCUGGUAAAGCAAAAAUAUCAAGAAAAUAAAGCUGUACUAAAUUUUUAUAUAAAAAAUAUUUCGAAAGCCGUGGUUAACUUGAGCAGCAUCAAUAUAGAAGACUGUGAACAAAUGAGUAUCAAGGAACAAAAGAGUGCAAACAAUGAAAAAAUAGACAGCCAUAGUGUGUACAUUUAUAAAAUUAUUAUUACCAUAUCAGACAUUUUUUACAAUAUUCCCAGUAUUUACUUCAACAUUAUUACGCCUAUGUCAUCGAACGCGAGCUUUUCUGUGAAACUCCCAAUCCUUAUUACAAGAUUUAUUAGAGAGAAUAAAAUGAAUGAGGCAACUUUUAAAAUUUAUUGGAAGGCACUUACACAAGUUCAUAAUGAAGAUAUUAUUAUGGGUGUGCCAAAAUUUUCCAAAAAAUAUUUCUUAAACUAUUUAAUUAACGCUUUUAAUUUCUACAUUUUGAAGAUUGGAUCAAUGUUGUGCGCAUCGGGAUAUAUACACUUUCCAGUUACGAAUAAUGAAAACAAAAUUUUAAUUUUAGUAAAGAUUCGACACGAAGUAAAAGGGUGUCAGAUAUCAGUUGUGUCCAGUAUCAAACAUUUAAAUAAUUACCUGAACAAAAUAUUUGAGAUAUAUCUUAUAAAAAAUAAAUAA
This is a messenger RNA of Plasmodium malariae, 3621 nucleotides long. RefSeq names its product AP-2 complex subunit alpha, putative. NCBI's taxonomy places the organism in Eukaryota, Apicomplexa, Aconoidasida, Haemosporida, Plasmodiidae. Bases 1 to 3621 code for a protein of 1206 amino acids. The transcript has 6 exons. Gene Ontology annotation, cellular component: membrane coat; AP-2 adaptor complex. Gene Ontology annotation, molecular function: clathrin-cargo adaptor activity. Gene Ontology annotation, biological process: intracellular protein transport; clathrin-dependent endocytosis. The record is from RefSeq and is a predicted model, not a curated record.